GUUCAGAAGGCGGGCACUGCAGUCUGCAGGGAUUGGAAGGGGAAAGAGCGCGGUGGUGGAGAAUGGGAAAGUGAGCAGCUGUCUCGAAAUUCGAGAUCUCCCUCCUUCUCUCUCUAUUUACUCCAUUUCAGAUGCCCCGUACUAUUUCCAGCUGCCGGAAACCCUAAUUGCAAACAAACCACCGAUUGCUUCCGCAUGGCGAUGGGGUCGGUAGCUACCGUCGGCAACACUUACGAGGAGGCUAGAAAGCAACGUGUCGAGGAGAACAGAAAGCGGUUUAAGGAUUUGGGAAUUUCCGAUCUCUCCAAAUCGCUCUCUAAAACCUCCAAUUCUCCCAAUCCAAAGAGCUUCAAUCUGCUUUGCUUUUCAUCGACGACAUGGUUAAGUUUUGUUUUCGAUGGUUUGAUUUGUGUGCAAAUGUGGGGGGUUUCGCAACAGCGUCAUCCAAAACCGAGGUCGAAGUCCGACAAUGUCUCAGAGGGGAUUCAACCAAGGCGUUCUUCUCGUUCUCGAACUCAAGUCACGUCCUAUGUCGAUGAUUUCCAGGCGGAUUUGGAUCUUUACCCUAAGCGCCGUCGCGGCGGACGCGGCUCUCGGUUAAACCCAUCUUGGACAGACUAUUUGGCAAGACCUCUUGAAGAAGUCGUAAUUGCUUCCUAUGAAGAGCGCGAGCGUGCUCGUAAGGCUGCUGAACAGUUUGAGAAAACUCUGCCCUCUUGCCAUCCCACGUUUGUCAAAUCCAUGGUUCGCUCUCAUGUUUAUAGCUGCUUUUGGCUGGGUCUCCCUUCUCGGUUUUGCAAAAAAAUCCUGCCUAAAUGGGACUCAACCCUGAUACUGGAGCACGAGAGUGGUUCAACACAAGAGACCACGUACCUAGCUAAAAGGACUGGUCUUAGCGGUGGCUGGAGGGCAUUUGCAAUAGAAUAUAAGCUAAAUGAUGGUGAUGCUCUAGUUUUUCAAUUGGUUGAGCCAGAAAGGUUUAAGGUGUGUAUCGCCUUUUCCUUUCAGUUUGUCGCUCGAAUUUCUAGGAUAGGUUUACAUUUUCAGAACAUCAUCAGUUUCCGCUGGUGAAAAACCCAAUGCAGAUGCUAAGAAAAAUACAAGAGCAACUGAAACGGAGGUCGUUCCACCCUCACAGAAGAGACAGAAGGUCAAGGAAGACAAGAAGAAUGAGGAGAAUGAUGAUCCAGCUGAUGGGGAAGAAAGCCAACCAAAAGCUAGAAGAGGCACCGGUAGAAGAACAGUGGUGAAGAAUCAAAUGAAAGCGAAUGGCUUAGCUGUUAAACCACACAACGAUCAACAAGAUGCUCAAGAACACGUAAAGAAGAACGACGAGAAAGAGAAGGGAGCAGAUGGUGAAGAACACCAAACAGAAGCCAGAGGAAGAAACAGUGGAAGACGUUCCAAGUUGGCUGAUGAAUCGAAAGAGAUGGUUUUGGCUAUAUUGGCACCAAUUGAGAAACAAGGUUUGGCAGGCAAGGAUGAGAAGGAGACCUUGGAGGCAGCAGUUGGUGACAAGCCCGGGAAACGGGUUAUCAAGCCAAGGAAAAAACCAGCUCCCAGGUUGUUUCGAAGGAAAGUAUUUAGGGAUUAGGGAAAAGCCAGUUUCCAGUUUCUGCAUUUGACUUUUAGUGUGAGCGAUUAAGAAAAUCGUUCGUUUUGGGGUGAUGUAAAUGGUACUGCCCUUAUUGUAUGGAUCUAGAUUAACGUUAUGAUUUUGGUCAACUUGGAUAGGUUAUUGUGAGCAUUUCGUGAUGUUUGAAUCUUUUCUCAUACAAGAGAGAACCGUUAUUCUCAUAGGCACAUUAUUUGGA
Molecule: messenger RNA, 1814 nt
Organism: Linum tenue
Lineage: Eukaryota; Viridiplantae; Streptophyta; Magnoliopsida; Malpighiales; Linaceae
Source: the annotation of a GenBank genome assembly